Clonostachys solani is the source of this 624-nucleotide messenger RNA. Lineage: Eukaryota; Fungi; Ascomycota; Sordariomycetes; Hypocreales; Bionectriaceae. The record is from the annotation of a GenBank genome assembly.
AUGCCGGCAGCGAAAGUCCCGGUGCUCGUUCGACCCCAGUUCCUCGACGGCAUGCCUGAUGUGUCGCUCGCACCGUACGCAAUCCCCAACCAUGGCCGUUUGGCUGGGGCCGCGUCGGACGCAACGCACCUUGCUGGCCCAAAGCUGCCCUCUGGCCUGGUCCCCAUUCGACAGCCGUUGCCUGCAUCAGCUUCGCUCCUGUCAAGUAUUGCCGGAUCGUAUCAGGGCCAAGCAAACCAGGUUGGCUCCGAGGAACAUGACGGCCAAACCCCGCCGACGCUCGAUUCUCCAGGAGUGGAUGGCAACAAUCAGCGCCUGGUUGGGCCCAUCGUCGAUAGCGACAGUCAAGUGCUGUCAGAGAUACUCUCUUGCAGAUUAGGAAGUCGCCGUAUAGUGCGCACCGUCUGGACCCAUGGAGCCAACGGGCCGUCCAAGGCUGCAGUCUUUACCGAGUCGAGGCGGCGACCUGUUGGCUUGACAUCUGGAUCAAACUUGUCCUGGAGUAAUCUUGACAUCAUCCAAAAGUUUCUUGAGCCUCAUCUAUCUCGAUUAGUUGACAUGUGCGAGCCUGUUACCUCAUUUUAUCUGCGGCCUGUAGCUGAUGCCUUGCUUGUAGUUUCAUGA